Messenger RNA from Pseudozyma flocculosa PF-1, 1560 nucleotides. RefSeq lists its product as uncharacterized. Gene Ontology annotation, molecular function: DNA-binding transcription factor activity. Bases 1 to 1560 code for a protein of 519 amino acids. The record is from RefSeq and is a predicted model, not a curated record. NCBI's taxonomy places the organism in Eukaryota, Fungi, Basidiomycota, Ustilaginomycetes, Ustilaginales, Ustilaginaceae. The transcript has a single exon. Gene Ontology annotation, biological process: regulation of DNA-templated transcription.
AUGUCAUCGAAGAGGAUCUCAUCCGGACGCCUCGCCGGCCUCGAUGCCGACGCCAUCACCGAGCGUCGGCGUCACCAGAACAAGCUCGCCCAGCGCCGGCUCCGAGCCAAGCGCAAGCUCCUCAUGCAGCAGGCCCAGGCCGCCCGGGUGGCUGCCAUGGCCGCCGCCUUCCGGUGCGAGGGCGGCCGCGGCUGGCACCUCGACCCUAUGGCCGCGCCCCACGUCGUCCAGACCCAGCACCACCAUCCCUGGCAGCGACAGUCGUGGUCCGGCCCCAUCCUCCAGAACGGCUUGGUCGAGGGCGGCCACGACUGGAUGCCCUCUGGCCCCACCAGCCUCAGCUUCGACGCCAGCGCUGGGCUGCAGGGCUUCCAGCCUCCCUACCUCGACCAUCGCAACAGCUAUGCAUCGUCGUCCGCCUCUUCGCUUGCGGCAUCGCACCCGGAUCACGCCUCGACUGGGGUCCAGGGGGUCUACACGACGCCUCACGAUGUGUUGGCCUCGCCACCGCCUCCAGAGUGGGCGGCGUCCGCGCCAGCAGCGCACCACAUGCAGGGCACGGCGGCUUUUCAUCGCCAGGCAUCGCUGAGCGGCCCUCCCUUCAACCCGCACAUGCCAAGACCGGCAGGCCAAUGCCACCCGCAGGCAGGCGCGGUUCCGUCGCAACCGCUGUCGCCGUGGUCGUUGCCCCUUGAGCAGUCGCGGACCGCGCUCUCGCAGGGCGGCAGCGACGAGCCCAACAAGCCAGUCGACCUCUGCGCGCCGGCCUUUGCCUUUCCGCCGCGCGAUUCCCUCGCCCCUCGCCAAGCCUCGCGUGGAAUGCCGUCAGACUGCGCCGUAGCCGAUGCGCGAGACGCCCGCGCUAGGGACGCAGACUACUGCGCUCAGACCUUUCCGACGCUGCUCAACCAUUCCGCCCAUCGACCGCCCCAACCUCACCCACGCCUGGACCAGCAGCGGCACGAGGAGGAGCAGCAGCAACAGCAGCAGCAGCACAGCCUCUCACACCUUGAGCAUCACCAGCACCAGCACCAUUACCAGCAACACCAGCUGCAGGGGCAACAGCAGCACCGCCAGCAGCAGCAGCAAGUGCAGGGUCACGUCGACUCGCUGGUGACGCCGCCGUUGGAUCCGAGCUCGACCUUUUCGUCUCCGCCCCAGGCCGUGCCCGCCUUUGAGCUUCAGGAUCCACUCAAGUCGGACAGCCUCUCGAACUUCCCCCUGAGCCAGGGCUGGUGCGGCUUCCAGGCGCCCAUGGCCAGCCCGCUGCCGCUGCCACCGGCCCGACGCGCCUCGGACCUGGCCUACCACCGGCCGAUCCAGAUGCAGUCCAGGCUCGAGGCCCAGUACGCGAUCAACGUCCUGCCCGCCGGCUCGAUGGGAGGCGCGCCGUCGAGCCAGAGCGAGUUGGUCAGCCAGCCCGUGGCUCCCGCCAGCCACUCGCUCGAGAUGGCCUGGUCGGGCCUCGAAGCGACCACCGUCAAGGCCCCGGGCGGAGAGCACGGCGCGUUGCUCGGCGAAGGCCUCGGACUGAUCCCCGGUCCGCACGGUUCCGCCUAG